GUCAAAUUACCAAAGUCUCCACCUGAAAAAGGAAGAGAGUCAAAAAAGGGGGAUAGGCGAAGAAGGGGGAAGGAGAAAGGGGAAGGCGAUUGUCGGAUCCCGGAAGAACAAUCAGACCCAUCUCCAUUACCAACAUCCUCUUCUGCGUUCGAGCAGUGAUGGCAACCUCCUUGGAGUCAUGGAUGAAAGAGUUGAAUGAUGCUUCAAGGUUGGCUGAGGAUAUCAAUUCCAUGAUUUCGGAUAAGGGUUCUUUGCCUCCAUCAGGACCUGAAACCCAGCGUCAUAUGUCUGCUAUUCGAAGGAAGAUUACAAUUCUUGGGACUAGAUUGGAUAGUUUGGAGUCUAUUCUAUUAAAGCUUCCAAGCAAGCAACCAAUAACGGAAAAGGAGCUGCAUAAGCGCCAAGACAUGCUUUCAAAUUUGAGAUCAAAAGCAAAGCAAAUGGCAUCUGCGUUAAACAUGUCAAACUUUGCUACGAGGGAAGAGUUACUUGGUCAAAGUAAGAAGUCUGAUGAGAUAAACAGAACUACAGGGUUGGAUAACAAUGGUAUGGUUGUUCUGCAACGGCAAAUUAUGAAAGAGCAAGACGAGGGCCUUGAACAGCUGGAGGAAACAGUGUUGAGCACAAAACAUAUUGCAUUGGCAGUUAAUGAAGAGCUGGAUUUACAGACAAGAUUAAUUGAUGAUUUAGACGAACAUGUUGAUGUUACAGACUCUCGGCUGCAGCGUGUGCAAAAGAGGUUGGCCAUCCUCAACAAGCGGACAAAAGGAGGCUGCUCAUGCUUGUGCUUGUUAUUAUCGGUUGUCGUCAUUGUCAUGUUGGCUGUCGUCGCUUGGCUUCUUUUCACCCACUUGUAAGAACUUUUUGCCUUAGAAACUUACCACUUGUUGCCCUUUGCUUUGCGUGCAAUCUGCCACUUGCAGGAAGUGUGUUUCCUUCAUUAUAUCUAUUAUUAAGAGUUUGAUCAUUCUGUAAAUGUGUUUAUGAAAAAAAUUAUUAUGUGAUUGGUUUAUUUGCAGACUCUUUCAAUAUACUUGUUUGUAUGUUCCAA
Messenger RNA from Dendrobium catenatum, 1051 nucleotides. RefSeq names its product syntaxin-52. The transcript is spliced from 7 exons. Gene Ontology annotation, molecular function: SNARE binding; SNAP receptor activity. The coding region runs from base 159 to 857 and encodes 232 amino acids. The record is from RefSeq and is a predicted model, not a curated record. Gene Ontology annotation, biological process: vesicle fusion; intracellular protein transport; vesicle-mediated transport. Lineage: Eukaryota; Viridiplantae; Streptophyta; Magnoliopsida; Asparagales; Orchidaceae. Gene Ontology annotation, cellular component: endomembrane system; membrane; SNARE complex.